Lithohypha guttulata is the source of this 996-nucleotide messenger RNA. RefSeq lists its product as uncharacterized. Bases 1 to 996 code for a protein of 331 amino acids. The record is from RefSeq and is a predicted model, not a curated record. The transcript is spliced from 2 exons. NCBI's taxonomy places the organism in Eukaryota, Fungi, Ascomycota, Eurotiomycetes, Chaetothyriales, Trichomeriaceae.
AUGAUCGAAGUACCUGACAAUGGCACACAUCACCACCACCAUACCUAUCAUGGACCGCAUAUAGACGCACUAGUCGACGAGUCGAUCUCGAAGCUGGCACCCUUCUCUGGCCUGAUAUUGACAAUCAUUACUGUCUUGGUCUUUGCCUACAGGUUGUACUUCAUUGAAAAGUUCCUCAUGAACACGAGAUCAUACAGAGGCAGAUAUCAAGCACUGAGUGAGGAUCAGCGCCGGUCGCUGGUCAAUCACCAUGUUGCUGGGACUUGCAAAAUCGUUCUUUUGAUCUCUGCAAUUUACCCUUUUCUUAGCAUCGCCUUUGGCCGAGCCACUCCACAUACGCCGUUCACUCCCGGGUCGAGAGCCACGAUGGGGGAUGUGAUGAUCGUGUGCAGUCAACUGUUCACGGUCAUGUACAUUUUUGAACUCUUCUAUCGAGUCAAUGUCAGUCCUAUUAGUGCUGCGCAUCAUGUGGGGGCGAUUGUGAUUGCUCAGAGCGCAGUUGCCAUUUCCUUGAACUUCGAUCAUGAGCAAGACGCAGUGAUUGAGUUCAUCAUGUGCUUCGUUUGGGGCGCAUUUGACUGCAUCGCCGAACUUUGGCCUCACAUAGCAAUGAUUCUUUACCGGCUCUUACCUCCAUCGGACGAACACAGUAAGCGAGCAAGACAUUUCCAUGGCUUGAUGUCCCGUCUAUUCUUUUCCGUGGCUGUCAUGGAGAUUGUAGGCACAACGCUGGAGACAACCGUUGUCUUCUGGCUCUUCGGAUCUUUAUGGCACAAAUGGACUCUCUCUUUCAAGGUUGUGACACCUAUCCUGCACGUCUUGUUCAGCUGUGCUCAGCUAUGGGGAGCGUGGGUUUUCUGGAAUCUCAGCAAAAAGGAGGCACGAAAGGCUGCAGGACUUUUGAGUUCUGGAGUAACACAAAUUGAAGACGGAGAAGUGGGUGCAAUUGAACGACUGAAGUCAGGAGGUCCACUAGUCAGCACAACCAAAGUGUGA